Messenger RNA from Colletotrichum spaethianum, 1503 nucleotides. RefSeq names its product glutarate-semialdehyde dehydrogenase DavD. The record is from RefSeq and is a predicted model, not a curated record. The transcript is spliced from 3 exons. Lineage: Eukaryota; Fungi; Ascomycota; Sordariomycetes; Glomerellales; Glomerellaceae. Gene Ontology annotation, molecular function: succinate-semialdehyde dehydrogenase (NAD+) activity. Bases 1 to 1503 code for a protein of 500 amino acids.
AUGGCCCGCGAGUUUCCCUUCACACUUGCCAAUCCCGAUCUACUCAAGACUGAUGCUUAUGUUCAUGGGUCUUGGGUAGCAGCAUCUUCUAAGAAAAGAUUCGACAUUGAGGAUCCAGGAACCGGCAAAGUCUUUGCUUCAAGCCCUGAUUUCGACCGCUCUGAUGUCGACGCCGUUAUCAAGUCGGCCCACGAAGCAUUCCAGACUUACCGACUCGAAAACCCAAGGUCUCGCGCGAAGAAGCUCCUCGAAUGGGAUCGACUUAUCCGUGAGAACCGAGACGAUAUAGCCUUGGUAUUGACCCACGAGUCCGGAAAGCCUUUCGCCGAGGCGCAAGGCGAGCUCGACUAUGCCUUGGGCUUCACUUGGUGGUUCGCUGGUGAGGCCGAGCGUAUCCGAGGCAAUAUUUCGACACCAUCUGCGCCUAACAGGAGGGUGUUGAUCAUAAAGCAGCCGAUCGGGGUGGCGGUUGCGCUUGUUCCCUGGAACUUUCCCAUUGCUAUGAUUCUGCGCAAAGCUGGCGCCGCGCUAGCAGCAGGUUGUACCAUGAUCGCUAAGCCCUCUCCUGAGACUCCUCUAACUUGUCUCAUUCUCGCAAACCUAGCCACAAAGGCUGGGUUUGGUCCGGGUGUUUUCAAUGUCAUUACGACUUCAUUGGACAAUACCCCGGAGGUUGCAGAGGCACUCUGCAAGCACCCUCUGACGAAAAAGGUGUCAUUCACCGGGUCCACGAGCAUUGGCAGUCUGAUCGCUAAGCACUGUGCCGAAGGGCUCAAAAAGGUCACUUUGGAACUUGGUGGAAACUGCCCAUUCAUUGUCUUUGAUGACUGCAACCAGGAACAGGCUCUUGAACAGCUACUUGCACUUAAAUGGAGACACGCAGGCCAGGCAUGCAUCACCGCAAACAGGGUGUAUGUUCAGGAUGGCAUCUACGAAGAAUUCCUCGAGAAACUCGUUGAGCGUACCAGAAAGAUCAAGAUGGGACAUGGAUCCGAACCCAGCACCACCAUGGGUCCUCUGACGACACCUCGCGCCAUCCCCAAAGCGCAAGCUCAUGUCAAGGAUGCUGUGGAGGCCGGCGCAAAGAUUAUCCAUGGUGGCCGUGUGGGGAGAGAUGUUGGCAUGGAAGCUGGAUAUUUUCAUGAGCCAACUAUCUUACGCGACAUGAAGCAAUCCAUGCUCAUCAGUAGAGAAGAAACGUUUGCCCCGGUCUUGGGAGUUUAUCGUUUCUUGACCGAGGAUGAGGCAAUCCAGUGGGCCAAUGACACAAGUAUGGGUCUUGCGAGCUACUUUUUCACAAAAAAUACGGAUCGUACGUGGCGACUAAUGGAAAAGCUUGAGGCGGGCAUGAUCGGGAUGAACACUGGCAAUUCGUCAGCUGCAGAGUCACCUUUUGGUGGCAUAAAGCUCUCCGGGUAUGGGAAGGAGUCCGGUAAGGACGUAGCUAUUGAGGAGUACAUCGUUUCCAAGACUGUCACCAUGACCUUGGAGGGCCAUUACUAA